Molecule: messenger RNA, 3673 nt
Organism: Hippoglossus stenolepis (Pacific halibut)
Lineage: Eukaryota; Metazoa; Chordata; Actinopteri; Pleuronectiformes; Pleuronectidae
Product: RNA-binding protein 5
Exons: 25
Coding region: 1058-3397 (779 amino acids)
Biological process (GO): mRNA splicing, via spliceosome
Cellular component (GO): nucleus
Molecular function (GO): RNA binding
Source: RefSeq, a predicted model, not a curated record
UAAAGCCCACUUAACCUUCCUUAUGGCUACCCCUAGAAAAAAAAGCUUCAUAUUACAACCUUCCGAGGAUCGUUUGUGUCUAAUUUGAUGACAUGGUCAGGUACUGUAUGUGCUAAACCUCUUACCGUUUAAGUAGACAAUACAAGCUAUGAUAAAGAAAAUGCAUUACCACCCUGUUGACCUUUAUAAGCACCCUCCCCACCUGCGAUUCUUACUUUGAGAUGGAGUCUACAAACCCAUUUUGAGUUUGAAUGUUGCAUCAAAGCAUUCUAACUAACACACCUCCCGUCUAUAUUUGAAUGCUGUCUCUAGGUAAAAACCAAGAUUUCGCCUUCGUGGAGUUUUAUCACUUGCAAGAUUCUACCCGAUGGAUGGAGACCAAUCAGGUUGCCUCAACAAUCACCAAGUUUUCGAAUUAUUCUUGGAGAUUAGAGCAUUGAUACCAGUUUAGAGCUGGUAUCUGUUUGUAUUUAGUUAGGGCAUUCAAAACUGUGAUAUCAGAUGUAAAUGUUUUUUUAUGUCACACAUGGUUGUUAACUUGUUUGAUUAUAAAAGUAGACUUUUUCAGCUGCUUUGUUACAUAUAUCAUGUGAAUUCAGGUUUUAAUCAUUGUACAAAGGUUUUUACUUUUGAUUAAUAAUUAUAAAUAGAGACAUUAUGAAGAGUAUAUUAAACUCAGAAUGUGUGUUGCGCCUCUUAAUCAUGAUUAGACUUUUCUGUUGACAGAACGGCCCAAAUGGUCUUGUUGAGUUCUGUCUGCCCUGUGGUUUCAUAGCACAUUCUGCUCCAGCUCAGUCACUUGGAUAUGUUCUCAUCUCCAUUUAAAACCUGAAGACUUGGAGCUGAGAAGGAAUGAGCUGGCAGCACUCCGGUCCCUAACACUUGGAACCAUUUGUUUUUUUAUGAGGACACAUUUUCCUCGUACACGGUACUGCAUCUCUCUCUCUGAACUUCUCCUUCUGCCUCUCCUCCUUGAGACACUCAACACUAAGCUGCAAGUAACAAGUUGGUGAUCCAGGGGAAAUGCAUUUCAGUGCAAUACAGCCACAGAAAGCCCAUGUAUGAAAACUGGCUUUGCAAGUCGUGUGGCCUGUGCAAUUUUCGGAGAAAGCUCAGGUGUUUCAAAUGUGGAACAGCAAGAGUUGAUGGAGAGUCCCCUGCAGUAGAUGGUAUAAAUGUGGAACCUCAAAAGGAUAGUGAUUACAGUUCAGACACAUUAAUUAUGAGAAAUAUAGCCCCGAUUUCAACUAUCGAUGGGAUUUUGAACAUAUUGUCCCCGUAUGCUAACCUGUCUGCGAGCAAAAUCCGCCUCAUCAAAGACAAGCAGAUGGGAAAUAACAAAGGCUUUGGCUUUGUCCAACUUUCAUCUCCCAUGGAGGCUUCUCAGCUGCUCACCGUCCUCCAAAGCCUUCAGCCGCCUCUAAAACUGGAUGGAAAAACAGUCGCUGUGGAUUAUGCCAAGAGUGCUACAAGAGAUGGAGCACAGCCUGGUGGUAAGCGACCCAAUCAUAUCUCAGUUGCCAGCACAGCCAUCGCUGCCGCCCAGUGGUCAUCCAGCCAGUUACAACCAGGUUCAGAUGCCACCUCUGGUUAUGUCACUCUUCCAGAGGGCUUUUCGCAGCAGUCACAGGAACAGAAUUAUCACGUUUGGCAGCAGCAGCAUCUGGAAGGAUUGUCUCUUGUCAAUGGAGAUGGCUUCCCUGGAGCUGCCCCAGGAAUGAAGACGUUGCUCCCUGCAGCCACGGGUGUGGUCAUAUCCCAGACAGCUCAAAUUUACCAACCUGUCGUUUUCAGCCAGACUGCCAUACAGUCGCACCAUGUAGCGAGGGCGGUCGAUGCAGAGCAGCAGCAGAGUGUUAGAAGAGAUGGAGCACAGCCUGGUGGUAUGCAAGCCAAUGUUAUCUCAGUUGCCAGCACAGCCUUCGCUGCCACCCAGUGGUCAUCCAGCCAGUUACAACCAGGUUCAGAUGCCACCUCUGGUUAUGUCACUCUUCCAGAGGGCUUUUCGCAGCAGUCACAGGAACAGAAUUAUCACGUUUGGCAGCAGCAGCAUCUGGAAGGAUUGUCUCUUGUCAAUGGAGAUGGUUUCCCUGGAGCUGCCCCAGGAAUGAAGACGUUGCUCCCUGCAGCCACGGGUGUGGUCAUAUCCCAGACAGCUCAAAUUUACCAACCUGUCGUUUUCAGCCAGACUGCCAUACAGUCGCAUCAUGUAGCGAGGGCGGUCGAUGCAGAGCAGCAGCAGCAGCAGCAUCAGCAGCAGCAGCCUGCAAGUGUUUGCACUGCGUCACCGGUAACACCAGCUGCUUCUUCUGUUGCAAUUACAGUUUCUGCCUCCCCAACUAUUAAAACAUCAGCUGUCCCUGAUAUGUCCACAUACCAGUAUGACAAGGAUUCAGGUUACUAUUAUGAUCCACAGACUCGUCUCUACUAUGAUCCCAGCAGCCAAUACUACUACAACUCUGGGACUCAGCAGUACCUCUACUGGGACGGUGAGAAACAGACGUACGUCCUGGCGACAGAAGACAUGAUGGCAGAACAAAGUUCAAGCAGUCAAGAGCCCAAAGGAAAAAAUAAGCCAAAAACGAGGUCUGCACACCAGAUUGCAAAGAACAUGGAUCGAUGGGCAAAAAGCUUGAAUACGCGAAAAGGGAGUUUUAAGAGCAGUUUCCAAGACUUGGGGCCGUCGAAGGAGGAAGACAAGAAAUGGUCUGCAGCUGCUGAUGCAGGUUUCUCCCUCUUCGAGAAGAAGCAAAGCAGAGAUGUUGAGAUGCCGUCACUCAUGAUGGAACAAUUCAAGAACCUGGAGCAGGAAACCAAGAGUGACCCGUUUGUUUCUUACAAUGGCGACAGUGAGCCAGAGGAUGGCGGCAUGGAUGGAGCAGCGGACGAGGGGGGCAGAAUAACAGACUGGAGGACGGGGGUUUGCCUGCUGUGUCAACGGCAGUUCCCCACCAAAGACGCUCUGCUGCGUCACCAGCAGCUCUCUGACCUCCACAAGCAAAAUUUGGAGAUUCAGAGAAAAUCAAGGUUUUCAGUAGCUGAGCAGGGGAGGAGAGACGCUGAGCUGAAGUACAGAGACAGAGCUGCAGAGAGGAGGGGGAGAUCCGGUGCUUAUACAGCCAAGAAGGGAUUAUAUCAACAUCCAGCAAACUAUGGCCAACCCACCAACGAUGGCCUGACAAGCAAUAACAUUGGGAACCAUAGGUUUCAAGCUAUGGGCUGGCAUGAGGGCAAUGAUCGGGGCCACCACCAACAGGACAUCACCUCUCCAAUCUCGGCUUCAUUUAGGACUAAGGGUACCGGCUUGGGUAUUCAAUCAAAUGAACUCUCACCAUACGACAGCUACGAGGAUACAGCUCAUAGGGCCAUGUUUGCGCGCUUCAAUGAGUUUGAGUGAACUAGAGAGAGUAAGGACAUCACACUGAACUGUGAGUCCCUAAUUUUGUGGCCAAAUGAUCUCACUGUGACUAACUUCUUUCCCUGUACAGAUUUGAAUAUUUUUAUCAUGUUUAUGUAAAUAAAAAGUAGUUUUGUUUAAAAUGUGUGUUCUGAUGAACAUGCCCAUGUGUUUGAAUGUAAGUGCAUAAGUUUUAUGUGGAUCAGCUUUGGUUUUCUGUUUUUGUGAGAAUCUAAAAGAAUUGAUAAAUAAAACUGAUCGCUGUGCUUACAAAUA